Messenger RNA from Austrofundulus limnaeus, 2060 nucleotides. RefSeq names its product solute carrier family 46 member 1 (gene slc46a1). NCBI's taxonomy places the organism in Eukaryota, Metazoa, Chordata, Actinopteri, Cyprinodontiformes, Rivulidae. The record is from RefSeq and is a predicted model, not a curated record. The transcript has 6 exons. Gene Ontology annotation, cellular component: plasma membrane. The coding region runs from base 121 to 1602 and encodes 493 amino acids. Gene Ontology annotation, molecular function: transmembrane transporter activity. Gene Ontology annotation, biological process: transmembrane transport.
UCACGAGCUCAGCUAAUGUUUAAGCUAACCCUAAAUUUAAACCUAGCCUUAUGCUAGUUAGCGUCUCGGAAAAGUUUAAACUUAUCAAUGGUAUAGUUUCACCACAUCGGUCGGUUCGACAUGGACGAGCCGGACACCGCGGCGAUCCUCCCGGAGGACCUCCUCAGCGCCGCAUCGUUGGACGACCAGCCGCCGGACUCUGACGACGUCCAUGGCGGGGAGGCUGGUGUGCAGACCACCGGAGCUGCAGCGAGACCGGCGUGCCCGCCGCCGGUGUCCGUGGAGCCGGUGCUGUUCCUCUCCAUGUUCUCCGUGGCCCUCCAGGCACCUCUGUGCACCCAGUACCUGUGGGACCGCAUCAGCGAGGACCUGGGCUAUAACGGGUCCAAGAGUUCGGACUGCGUGAACAGUUCGGCUCCUCCGGACCCUCUCCAGAAGGAAGUGGAGACGUUGACCGCCCACUGGAACUUGUACAUCAAUCUGGGGGGCUUUUUGGUGGGAAUACUGGUGGUGCCUCUCCUGGGUUCGUGGAGUGAYGUCGCAGGUCGCAGACUCGUUCUGGUCCUCCCCAACCUCGGCCUGGCCCUGCAGGUGGUGGUCUACCUGGUGGUGAUGUACCUCCGGCUCCCUGUGGCCUACUUCUUAGUGGGCAGGCUGCUCAGCGGCCUCUCGGGAGACUUCAACGCCGUGCUGGCCGGCUGCUUCGCCUACGUGGCCGACGUCAGCGACAGGAGGUCCCGCACCUUCAGGGUGGCGGUUCUGGAAGCUUGUCUGGGUCUGUCGGGGAUGCUUGCUAGCAUCAUCGGAGGCCAGUGGAGGCGGGCACAAGGCUACAUCAACCCAUUCUGGCUGGUGCUAGCCACCAACCUGGCCUCAGCUCUGUACGCCUACCUGUUUGUCCGCGAGUCCGUCCACCCAGACCCAAGCGCCAAGCUGCUCACCACUCGCCACCAUAAAGCCGUGUGGCGCCUGUACUCAACGGGAGGCGGCAGCGAAGGGGUUGGGAGAUUCCACCGCUGCAAGCUGUGGCUCUACACGCUGUGCUUCUUYCUGGUGGUGACCGUUCACUUUGGCAGCAGGGACCUGUAUGUGUUGUACGAGCUGAGCUCGCCGCUCUGCUGGAGCUCCGCCCUCAUUGGCUACGGGUCAGCGGCGCUGCACCUGGCUUACCUGAGCAGCCUGCUGGGGCUGAAGCUCAUGCAGCGCUGCCUGGAGGACUCCUGGGUGGCUCUCGUGGGUCUGGCCUCAAAUAUAAUCGGGCUGGUGGUCUUUUCUGUAGCUGACAGCACUCAGCUCAUGUUCACAGGCUAUGGUCUGUGUUUCCUCUUCAUGGCUGCGACUCCCGUCCUCAGGUCCAAGCUGUCCAAGUUGGUGGACCCGUCUGAGCAAGGCGCCCUGUUUGCUUCUGUGGCCUGCGUGGAGAGCUCGUGUUACCUUGUGGGCAGCAGCCUCUUCAACUCACUCUACCCAGCAACUAGGCACUUCAUGAAGGGCUUCACUUUCCUGUUUGCUGCCAUCGUCCUCUUCAUCCCUGCUGGAAUCAUUGGGGUUCUGCAGUGUUUGGACCAGAGGAGAGCCCGCAGAGAGUCUGCAGCGUCCUGACUGAUUUAGAGAUUUGUUCCUGGUGUCAGUCAGACAGGCGAGCAGCUCGGACAUCGAGGAGCCCAGAACCGAUUUUUAUACCCACGGAUCAAGAAAGGGAUUCUUCCGCCCUGUGGCACAAGUACGAAGACUGAAAACAAACCUUUGUGACAUAUUUCACCUUUUUAUUUAAGAGACAUUUGAAUCAUAAAUGAGCAGAAUGAGAAUCUAAAAUCUGAGCCUGGUGUUAAUUUAAGCUUUAAAUAUGUUAAACUCAACUGUAAUAGCAGUACACACAAUACGCUGAUAACUAUGGAGUCUUUUUUUAUAUUCUGUCAUUGUAACUUAAAUGAUUUUUAAUACUUUAAAAUUGAAAGGCAAUGUUUGUUUAAAUGUUGCAUAAAACUGUUUUUUACUUGUAAUAUUUGAUUAUGUUUCCAAUAAAUGAGAGGAAACUUUUGUUUUCUUCUGACAAUGUG